Pyricularia pennisetigena is the source of this 1929-nucleotide messenger RNA. RefSeq lists its product as uncharacterized. NCBI's taxonomy places the organism in Eukaryota, Fungi, Ascomycota, Sordariomycetes, Magnaporthales, Pyriculariaceae. Bases 1 to 1929 code for a protein of 642 amino acids. Gene Ontology annotation, biological process: protein import into peroxisome matrix, docking. The transcript is spliced from 2 exons. Gene Ontology annotation, molecular function: protein binding. Gene Ontology annotation, cellular component: cytosol; peroxisomal membrane. The record is from RefSeq and is a predicted model, not a curated record.
AUGUCGUUCAUGGGAGGGGCCGAGUGCUCUACCGCGGGCAACCCCCUUAGCCAACUCGCAAAGCACGCCCAGGAUGACCAGAGCCUGCAGCGUGACAGGCUGGUGAAUCGUGGCCCAUCAGCCGGCCCGGACUCUUUCCGGAGUGCUAUGCACAAUGGACCAGCCCAAGAUGGGGCCAUGAGUGCUUUUAUGAACCAGUCUGCGACCAUGCCAGAGAUGGCAUUUGAACACGGCCCUCAUGGCCAGUUCCCCCUCGAUGCCGCACAAGCAGCUCAUCUUCGCGGGGCUACAAUAUCACCACCACACAUGGGGGCAGUUCCGACCUCGACGGCAUCACCAUUCAGCGCCGCCGAAUUUGCCGCUUUCCAACGCCAAAACCCCGAGGCUAUGUCAUCGUCGUCCAGCGCUGGUCCGAUGUCGGCCGGCGCCGCGUCUGCAAGUGCGUCUAGCUUGCAACAACACCGACCAACACUUGGUACAGUUUACCCGAUGGGCAUGGGAAUGGGAAUGGGCAUGGGCAUGGGCAUGGGUAUGGGUAUGGGGUAUGCAUCAAUGGGCCGGCCACUGUACCAGCCUAUGUUCCAACAGCAAAGCGGCGUGUCACAAGAGAUGCUGGAUGGAGUCGUAGACAAGGGCAAGGGCAAGGAAAAGAUCCUGGAACUGGAUGACAACCAGUGGGAGGAGCAAUUCGCCAAAAUCGAGUUGGAGAACAAGCAAGCCGAGGAAGAUGAGAGCUUGGCGAUGGAGCCAGAGCUCAACAAAAUGGACGAGGAGCUUCUCGAAUCGGAGACAGGGUUCGGGGACUUUGAGUCAAUAUGGAAUGGCAUACAAGCCGGAAACGCUGAUAUGGCUGAUUUGACGCAGUUUUGGGAGACCUCCAACGCACGCCUGGGGCAAGCUCCUCCUAUCGAACCUUACAUGUUUGAGGAGGACAACAUAUUCAAGGAUCAGCCAAAUGCCUUUGAGGAAGGCAUGCGUAUCAUGGAUGAAGGUGGUAACUUGUCUCUCGCGGCACUCGCCUUUGAGGCGGCGGUGCAGGCAGAUCCAAAUCAUGUGGAGGCCUGGGUGCAGCUCGGAUCGGCCCAGGCACAGAACGAAAAGGAGGAUGCGGCCAUCCGGGCGUUGGAGAGGGCACUCGAGAUCGAUCCCAACAAUCUUGCAGCCCUGAUGGCCUUGGCUGUCUCAUAUACCAACGAGAGCUACGAUGGCACGUCGCACAGGACCCUCGAGCGAUGGUUGUCAGUCAAGUACCCUCAGAUAUGCCCGCCAGAGAAGCUCUCGUCUGCCGCGGACCUGGGCUUCACUGACCGCGAGGAACUCCGAAAGCGUGUCACAAACAUGUUCCUCGAGGCUGCUCGUCUCGCGCCGGAUGGACAGCAUAUGGAUCCAGACGUCCAGGUGGGACUUGGUGUGCUCUUCUAUGGCGGCGACGACUUCUCAAAGGCCGUCGACUGCUUCAGCGCCGCACUGGCUUCCUCCGAGCAGGGUACAAGCAACCGACAAAACCAGGUGCAUCUUCUCUGGAAUCGCCUCGGUGCCACAAUGGCCAACAGCGGCCGGAGCGAGGAGGCUAUCCACGCGUACGAGAAAGCACUUGCCAUCCGACCGAACUUUGUCCGCGCACGCUACAACCUGGGCAUCAGCUGCAUCAACAUGAAUUGUGAGCGUGAGGCUGCCGGUCACCUUCUGGCCGCGUUGGCCAUGCACAAGGAGGUCGAGAAGAGUGGACGUGAGAGAGCCCGCGAGAUCCUCGGUGGAAACGGCUCUGUGAGUGAAGCGGACCUCGAGCGCCUCACAACGCAAAAUCGUAGCACGACACUAUAUGACAGCCUGCGCCGUGUCUUCACGACACUUGGCCGGCGUGACCUUUGCGACAAGGUCGUGCCUGGGGUAGACCCAGAUGUCUUCAGGACGGAUUUUGACUUUUGA